Molecule: messenger RNA, 3292 nt
Organism: Oppia nitens
Lineage: Eukaryota; Metazoa; Arthropoda; Arachnida; Sarcoptiformes; Oppiidae
Product: protein draper-like
Exons: 24
Coding region: 116-3214 (1032 amino acids)
Molecular function (GO): protein binding; scavenger receptor activity
Source: RefSeq, a predicted model, not a curated record
GUGUUAAUUAAUUAUAAACAAAUCAAUCAUUUAUAAUAAAUUAUAAAAAGUUUAUUUAAAAGUGAAAUAAUAUAUCGUAAAUAGCGAUGAUUUAAUAAUGUAAACUAACUCAAAAAUGAAAAUGAGUCUUCAGUUAUUAUUAUUUGUGGUGAUUAGCCUCUUGUUGUGGUCAAACACAGGCUAUGCCUUAGAGGGUCCAAACAUUUGCUUCAAAGAAGAAACUUACCCUAAAGAAGUCCAGGUGUCCAUACAGAUCCCAUAUGAGGUCAAAACAAUGGGCUGGUGUCUGGCGGUUCCUCCGCGAUGUCGCAAAACCAAAAUUGCAUACAAAAAGGGAUUCAAGAAUGAAACCAAACUAUCGACACGAAAGAUAGAGACCUGUUGUAAGGGUUAUGCAGAGACAGAGGACAGUAGUCAAUGUAUACCCAUAUGUGCCAACUCUUGCAUUUUCGGCGUCUGUAUUGCACCGGGAGUUUGUGAAUGUCAACCGGGGUGGGGCGGACAGACAUGUAAUGUUUCGUGUCCAAAGGAUAAAUGGGGAAACAAUUGUGAAAAUGAUUGCAAAUGUGAGCACAACUCGAAAUGUGAUGCCGUGACAGGUGUGUGUACCUGUGCUCCCGGUUGGUAUGGAGCUAAUUGUGAUAAGCCCUGUCCACUUGGAUAUUAUGGUUACCAUUGCAUACAAAACUGUCGUUGCGAUCAUGGAGUGUGCGAUCAUAUCACUGGCGCCUGUACUUGUGACCCGGGAUUUCAAGGACCACUUUGUAAAAAUAAAUGUCCUGCCGGUACACAUGGACCACAAUGUAUGAGUCAAUGCAUGUGUCAAAAUGAUGGUCAAUGUCAUCAUAUAACAGGCAAUUGCCAGUGUACUCCUGGAUGGAUGGGAGAAUUUUGUACAACAAAUUGUGCACUUUUGGGUAAAUGGGGUAAUAAUUGUAGCCAAUCUUGUGACUGUUAUAAUGGUGGGAUGUGUGAUCCUAUCGAUGGCUCAUGUAUUUGUAAAUUUGGAUAUAAGGGAAAUAAAUGUGAAGAGGAAUGUCCUACUGGAACAUAUGGAUUAAACUGUGAAAAUAAGUGUCAGUGUCUCAAUGAUGCCACUUGUGAUGCCGAAACUGGUCGGUGUAUAUGUUUGCCCGGUUGGAAAGGACCACAUUGUGAAUACCGUUUUUGCGAUGACAACAAUGUGUUUGGUCCAGAAUGUAAUAAUAUCUGUCAGUGCUCUGUAAACAACACUAUUUUGUGUCAUUCGUGGACAGGAGAGUGCAGUUGCAAACCGGGUUAUACAGGAGAGCUAUGUCAACGACAAUGUCCUCCACCCACAUAUGGUGAUCACUGCAAUGAAGUAUGCGAUUGUCAAAAUGAGGCUCUAUGUCAUCACAUUACUGGCGAAUGUCUUUGUAAUGCCGGAUGGAUUGGAACCAAAUGUGAAAAGUCAUGUAUGUCCGGCACUUUCGGUAUUGGCUGUACUCAAAACUGUUCGUGUUUUGGUAAUACUAAGUGUUUGCCACAAACUGGAAUGUGUCUAUGUCCGGCAGGUUUUACUGGAUUAAGAUGUGAACGUCCCUGUCCUCCAACUAAAUGGGGACAGUCGUGUCAAAAUAAUUGUAUUUGCCAGAACAAUGCUGCAUGCGAUCCAGUCGAUGGAUUCUGUACCUGUGCUGCUGGCUAUUCAGGAACUGAUUGCAGCCAAAAAUGUUUAAAUGCUUAUUAUGGAAUCGAUUGUAAGAAUCGCUGCAAUUGUAAUGAAUCCAAUACCAGAUUCUGUGAUCACGUGACCGGUGAGUGUGUCUGCAAAAAGGACUAUUCUGGGCUCCGGUGCGAGUUUGACGGAAAUCACUGUCUUAAAGGCAAAUGGGGUAUUAAUUGUGACAAACAAUGCAAUUGUUUUGAUGAUACAGCGUGUGAAACAAAUAAUGGAGAUAUUUGUAUUUGCAAUCGAGGCUGGACUGGAACUAAAUGCACGGAAAAAUGUAUAUCCGGUAAAUUUGGUAAAGAUUGCUCGGAAACAUGUCCUCAAUGUCAUAAUACUGAACAAUCGUGUCAUCAUAUCAAUGGUCACUGUAUUUGUUCGCCCGGAUAUGCUGGAAUCAAUUGUGGAGAGAUAUGUCCGGCCGGUAGGUAUGGAGAUGAUUGCAGUCAAGAAUGUGAGUGCUCUCCCAAAGGCGGUGAAUGCAAUCAUAUAACUGGAGAAUGCAUUUGUUUACCCGGUUGGAAAGGAAGGACUUGUUCAGAUCAAUGUGAACCGGGAUAUUUUGGAAUGGGAUGUAAACAAAAAUGCAAUUGUUUGAAUGGUGGCACCUGUAGAGCGGUUGAUGGCGCUUGUAUUUGUGCUGAUGGUUAUAUGGGUACCCGUUGUUCAGAAACCUGUCCCGAAGGAUUUUAUGGUAAUCACUGUUUGAAUAGUUGUAAAUGUGAUACUUCGGAUCACGUGUGCGAUCCCAUCAAAGGCUGUGUUUGCAAAUAUGGUUUCACUGGUGAUAAGUGUGACGUAAGGAUGCCAUUGGAAAGCCGUUAUAUGUUGACUGAAGCACCCGAAUCAUCCAACGGAGGAUUAAUAGCUGGAAUUAUAAUUUCAAUUAUAUUACUGAUCAGUGCAUUGGCUCUUGUUUUUUACUACAAAAGACGAUUAUUAGAUCUUAAAACCCAGUUAUAUGUGACUUACAGAGCUAAUGAUGGGGACAGUAUAGAACAAAAUCAUUUUGAUAAUCCUAUAUAUUCACAAUCACUACCAUCGCCGCCAAAUAAUGUUAAAAAUAUUCACAACAAUCUAAAUAAUAACAAAAAUAUUGUCUCACAAAAAGCCAAAUUCUUGUAUUCACCCGACGAUAAUUGCUGUACUCGUGUUGUGGACAGUUGUGGUGGCGCUGAAGCAUCCAAUUCUAAUGUUUCCAAUAUUUAUUCAGAAGUCGAUGAAAAGCCAAACAAUAAAUUAAGAGACAGUAAUAUGAAUCCAAAUAUCUAUCACAGUAUAGAAGAUCUCAAGAGAUUAGUCGACAAAAAGGAACCAUUUUAUGAUGAAAUCAAACGAAAAAGUGUUGAAGUGUUAGGCGAAGGAAGCAGUGGUUACGAUCACUUGCAUUAUGAUAGACCCCGAAGUGAUAUUAAACCAAAUUAUCAAACACUCGAUACGACAACAAACACUAAUUUAUUAAACAAUGAAAUACCAAAUAAUUUAACGGAACCGUCAACGAGUUGUUCACAAAAUGAUACAUAACUUCCAAUUAAUACAUAAUACAUAAUAUCAUAAUUUUUACAAUUUUUUAUUAUACAAUAUUUAAAUAUAAUUUUUAUA